Messenger RNA from Phaethon lepturus (White-tailed tropicbird), 438 nucleotides. Its product is annotated as histone H5. Gene Ontology annotation, biological process: nucleosome assembly. Gene Ontology annotation, cellular component: nucleosome. Lineage: Eukaryota; Metazoa; Chordata; Aves; Phaethontiformes; Phaethontidae. Gene Ontology annotation, molecular function: structural constituent of chromatin; DNA binding. The record is from RefSeq and is a predicted model, not a curated record. The annotation marks the transcript as partial. The transcript has a single exon.
UCCCGCCAGUCCAUCCAGAAGUACGUGAAAAGCCACUACAAGGUGGGCCAGCAUGCCGACGCCCAGAUCAGGCUCUCCAUCCGGCGCCUGCUCGCCGCCGGCAUCCUCAAGCAGACCAAAGGGGUCGGCGCCUCCGGCUCUUUCCGCUUGGCCAAGGCCGACAAGGCAAAGAAGUCCCCGGCCAGGAAGAGGAAGAAGGUGGCCAGGAAAUCCACGUCGCCCCGGAAGGUGGCUAGGCCCAGGAAAGCCAAGUCACCAGCAAAGAAGCCCAAAGCUGCCACCAGGAAAGCCAGGAAGAAGUCAAGGGCCAGCCCAAAGAAAGCCAAGAAGCCAAAGACUGUUAAGGCCAAGUCGCUGAAGGUGUCCAAGCCCAAGAAGGCAAAGCGGUCGAAACCCAAAGCCAAGUCCAGUGCUCGGAAAUCACCCAAGAAGAAGUGA